AAACAUCACCGAACGGUCUUUUCAGCAUGAAACUAGGACUCUUCAAUUCCGAUGAUGAAAAAAAGAUGUCCAAAGAUGGAGGAGCGUUCGGCAGUUUACGCAAAAAGCAAUCCAAGGAAAUGCCUGCCAUACCAAUCGCCAACUCGGCGAAUAGCUCAACCGGGACUUUGGAUAGGAGCAAGGGUGUAAUGACUGUGGAAGGCAUCCUUGCGGUAAGGCGCUCAAAACAUGGUUUGGGAUCAGAUCCGCCGCAAAACUUCAAAUAUAUUUGUAUUACAGAAAUGCAUCAGGGUAGAGGGUAUUGAGGAGCAAUCCCACAUAAUACAAGUAGCCGAUCUUCCCGACAUUGCAGCCAUAAAAAAUCGGAUCUUCAACAAGUUUGGAAUCAAGGAUUCGAAGGAGCGGGACGGAUAUGCGAUCUACGCGCCAGAUGCAGAUCUUACUGGGGAGGGUCCCUUGAAAGAUGAAGAACUGCUCCGGCUAUGCAAAUCCCGGGACGCAGCAGAUGCAGCGAUCAAAAAUCGGUUACGUCUUCGAUCCACGAGCUCUUACAAUGGGACGCUGAAGACUCUGAUGGAAACUCGUCUCACGGGCAGUGCGGGGUCGAGUGUGGCGAGUCGAAGCGGGAACGAGACCAUCGGCUCUCCGCAAAUCAAGGGCCGUCCAUCCGUCAGGCGGUUCUUCAGAGACUCGCAAAAAUCAACACCAAGUCCCGUCACAGCCUCACCCGUCGGCUCGAUCCGCCGUGGGCCCGAAGCAGUACUCCAACAACUCAGGGGUUCUCCCAUCGUCACAACGCCACCACCGCCAGAACCCGCCACGGGUCAACAACGAAGCAAGAAGCUCGCAGACUUCUUCGGGGAGCGCCCGCCAGACGAGCUUAUUGUCGAUCAACUUGAGCAGUUCUUCCCUGGGAUUGCCAAAAAGACCGUUACUUUGCCCGGUGGAUCACCGGCUAGCACCUCCGUGGCAGCUGCGUAUUCCCAACCUCCAUCCAUAACAACGGCAGCUGGGGCGCCGUUGAUUGUGCCGCCACGGCGAGAAGCUAGCAAAGAUACCUUGAAGCGUAGAGUGCAUGCAGCUAUGCUUAACAAGCGGAUAUCGAAAGUUGCACAUCGAGGGUCGGCUUACUACGCUCGGAGAGGCAGCGAUGUGCUCGGCAAAUAUCAGAGCGAGAAUCAAGGCCCACAUUCAAGUAUGCUGAGUGAGACGGCGGGCUCGCCUCAACGGAAGGACCCGGCGGUCAUUGAGGAGGAAGAUGAUUCCUACGAAUCGAGAUCAAAGCCAGAAUCGCGUGUGGCGAAUGGACCAGCACAGAUUCCGGCUGAUGAGGAGUUCGAUGAGAACCUCCUGGGCUCCACAUGGCAUGACGAAGUUCUGGACAGCUUAUCGUAUCUGAGACCGUCGGACGAAAACUACGGCACUCCCGAUGUUGAAACAGAUACAGACAAAGAAGAGACACCGGUGGGACGGAAUAAACCACUCCCAGGCUCGCCCGAAAGGCUUUAUCAGCUCUCCUCGCAAUCCUCCGCCUCACCAAGUACGCCACCACAGCUCGAAACGUCAAUAGCGAACAAGCGACGGUCGGCCACCAUCCGCUGCGAACUGGGCAAGCAAAUUGGGCAGGGCGCUUUCGGCAAAGUCUUCAUCGGUCUGAAUCUAGACACUGGGGAGCUGAUGGCUGUCAAACAAGUGGAGCGGGCCGUAUUCGAGGAAACGAGGAAGAAUAGCGGUGACGGUGGACAGCAGAAGCGGGAAGACGCAUUGCGGCGGGAGAUUGAUUUCUUGAAAGAGCUUGAACACGAGCAUAUUGUGCGGUAUCUCGGAAGUGAAGUCACAGAUGCGUCUUUCAAUGUGUUCCUGGAGUACAUUUCCGGUGGAAGUGUGGCUAGUUGCCUGAAUAAGUACGGCGCCUUUGAUGAGGAGCUGGUGCAGUGUAUGUCUGCGCAGAUCUUGUGUGGGCUGGAAUACCUGCAUGAGAAGAGCAUCAUACAUCGGGACAUCAAAGGAGCUAACAUCCUCGUCGACACCGACGGAGUAACGAAAAUCUCUGAUUUCGGCAUAUCGAAGAAGAAUGAAUACCGAGAAGCCUACCACCGCGUCACCCGCAUGUCAAUGCAAGGUUCUAUACCAUGGAUGGCCCCUGAAGUCGCCCGCCUCAAUAAAGCCAAAGGCUACAGCGCCAAGGUCGACAUUUGGUCUCUCGGAUGUCUGGUUCUCGAGAUGCUCACGAAUCAAACGCCAUGGCAUAAAGCGCGCGGCAACGUCAUUUAUCUCCUAGGGACGGGGAAUGCGCCGCCUUUACCUCCCUCGUUAUCGCCGGCUUCCAAGAGCUUCAUUGAGAAGUGCUUCAUCAUCGAUCCCGAAAAGCGACCCACGGCUACAGAUCUACUUUCCGAACCGUUCACGGACGUCGAGGACCCUCUAGGCUACGAUUUCCGGGGAUGGGUUGAACGAGCCUCUCUGCAAAAGCAGCAACGCGAACGAGACGGUGUGAAUACCAGCACAGGUCUCUCCCUCUCGACCGAAAGCAUGGGAGACUCGAUGCAAAGCUCGUACGAUGAGCUAGGCACCGGGACCGGAGGCGGGUCAUACUACACGGGUAGCGCCGAGUCAAUACCAAAACAGACGCCUCCACCGCUGACGGUCCAAACGCGUACCAGCAGCGCGCAGGAUGACGAGCUAUCAAGCACAGGCACCCUGCACCAGCUCCACCGCCGGACAAUGUCCUCCAUCUCCGCCGCCUCCCCGCGCGUGCACACACAUACCCGCUCCCUCUCAUCCUCCUUCUCCUCCAUCCCACCAUUACAAAACGCCGACCAAAUACCGCGCGAGUCCCAACCAUCGCUGAACGAACCGCUAGCCACGCAACGGCAUGAUAGAAUAGAACCUGAUAUUCUGUUGGCGUUGAAGGAGUACUGGGAUGAUGAUUCCCUGCAAGGGACGGGAAGCUAUGUGGACAGGUACCUGAGUACUGAGACUUUAGACACAUGACGAACUUGUCUUGAUGCUACUCGACAUUUUUUGUACGGGAAGGCUGACCAUCGUAAUAUAUGUCAUUCUUUGUGGUGGGGAGAAACUCGUCCAUAUCUGUGGUGGAGGACUGUUGGAAUAAUCGAUGUCACAGAACCAUUUAACCCGCAGGUG
Fimicolochytrium jonesii is the source of this 3147-nucleotide messenger RNA. Its product is annotated as kinase-like domain-containing protein. The transcript has 4 exons. Gene Ontology annotation, molecular function: ATP binding; protein kinase activity. The record is from RefSeq and is a predicted model, not a curated record. Bases 229 to 2994 code for a protein of 921 amino acids. Lineage: Eukaryota; Fungi; Chytridiomycota; Chytridiomycetes; Spizellomycetales; Powellomycetaceae. Gene Ontology annotation, biological process: protein phosphorylation.